Messenger RNA from Cynoglossus semilaevis (tongue sole), 5506 nucleotides. It is a transcript of the gene tns1a, whose product is annotated as tensin 1a. The coding region runs from base 636 to 5264 and encodes 1542 amino acids. Lineage: Eukaryota; Metazoa; Chordata; Actinopteri; Pleuronectiformes; Cynoglossidae. Gene Ontology annotation, biological process: fibroblast migration. The record is from RefSeq and is a predicted model, not a curated record. Gene Ontology annotation, molecular function: protein binding. The transcript has 34 exons. Gene Ontology annotation, cellular component: focal adhesion.
GAGAGAGAGAGAGAGAGAGAGAGGAAGAGAGAGAGAGGAAGAGAUAGAGGGAGAGAGAGCUCCAGAGAGAUACAGUUACUGUCUGCCCUUGGAUGGCUUCUGCUCUCUGGUUUUGGGUACCGCAAUCAUUGGAAAGCACAGAGCUGUUUUCCUGUAGACCUUAUAUAGCAUGUUUGAAAACUUCUUGGCAGGAGGAACCACAGGCAGCAGUGUAAAGUCUGUGUCCCUGCUUGAUGCAGUCCAGUCCAGUGGAGUCCAGUCCAGAGACGCAGCACACAUUCUUAUACAUGAACAAGGAAUUAAGUUCAGUAGCUUGUCUGGCACGCGUUUGGGAUUAUCGCUGUUGUUUGGAGUAAGAAAGGAGGAGUAGAGGGAGGAGGAAACUCACCCGAAGGAGGUGGAGGAGGAUUGGGAAUGCAGAGGUAGAAACAAGGCAGAGUUGUAAAGAAAAGCAAGUGUGUGUGAGGAGAGAGUGUUCACAGGUCACAACAUCAUGUCAGACGACAGCUAGCAAUGAGGUGCCUCCCACUCCACAGCUGCCACUAAAGCAUGUAGAUACACCGGGAUCCACCAGGUCCUGUAAGAGUGUGGAGAUCAGGAGAAAACAGUCCCGAAGUCUGAGUGUGGUCCAGGCCAUGGAGGAGAACUAUGAGGUGGACCUGGUCUACAUCACAGAGAGGAUUAUCUCCGUCUCUUUCCCCGCUGGUGCCGAGGAGCAGAGCUACACCAACAACCUGAAGGAGGUGGCCACGAUGCUGCAGUCCAAACACGGAGAACAUUAUCUGAUGUUCAACCUCAGCGAGAGUAGGAACGAUGUGUCAAAGUUGAACCCCAAGAUUCUGGAGUUUGGAUGGCCUGACCACCAUGCACCAGCCCUGGACAAGAUAUGCAGCAUGUGUAAGGCCAUCGACACAUGGCUCAGUGGAGACGCACGCAAUGUUGUGGUGCUACACAACAAGGGAAACCGAGGUCGGACCGGGGUGGUGGUGGCAGCGUACAUGCACUACAGCAACAUUUCAGCAAGUGCUGACCAGGCAUUGGACAGGUUUGCAAUGAGACGCUUCUAUGAAGACAAAGCACUUCCUGUGGGUCAGCCAUCGCAGAGAAGGUAUGUGCGCUACUUCAACGGCCUUCUGUCCGGACACAUAAAGAUCAACAACAAACCUUUGUUCCUGCAUCAUGUCAUAAUGCACGGCAUUCCCAACUUUGAGGCUAAAGGAGGCUGCCGUCCUUUCCUGAAGAUCUACCAGGCCAUGCAGCCAGUCUAUACGUCAGGAAUCUAUAAUGUACAGGGAGACAGCAACACCAGUAUCUGCAUCACCAUCGAACCAGGGCUGCUUCUGAAGGGAGACAUCCUGCUCAAGUGUUACCACAAGAGAUACAGGAACCCCACCAGAGACGUGGUUUUCAGAGUGCAGUUCCACACCUGUGCCAUCCACGACCUUGGCGUAGUUUUUGGAAAGAAUGAGUUGGAUGAAACGUUCAAAGAUGAGAGGUUCCCAGAGUAUGGAAAAGUGGAGUUUGUCUUCUCAUACGGCCCAGAAAAAAUCCGAGGCCUGGGCCACCUGGAGAAUGGACCAAGUGUCUCUGUGGACUACAACACCCAGGAUCCUCUGAUCCGCUGGGACUCGUAUGAGAACUUCGACCAUCGAUGUGAGGAAACAGCAGACGGGGAGAACGAUGUUGUUCACACCCAAGGUCCACUGGAUGGAAGCCUUUAUGCCAGGGUCCGAAAAAAGGACUCGCUGGAGGGAGUUGUCACCAUUAAUGGCCUCCCUGUCCACGAAACUCCCCUGACAAACGCCAAAAACUCGUUGCAGCACACCGUACACACCGCUGACCAGACACUUCCUGUGACAGGCCACGCCUCCCUCCCUGCUGUGGACCACACCCUCUCAGUGAGCAGCGACUCGGGCAACUCCACUGCCUCCAUUAAAACCGAUCGCACUGAUGAGCACAGCCAGUCUGUGCAGAGCGCAGCCAAUCACAACAACCCGACAGCGGCCCACCCUCCGCUCAGUCCACAGGAGAAGAGAGAACUUGAUCAGCUCCUGAGUGGACUGGAGGCGCAGACUCACCUCCCGCAGUCUUUCCUGUCCACCUCCACCAGUCCAGCAGUGGGCGUACGUCAUUUAGUCCCGGCGCAGGUUCACGUCAACGGUGGGCACACCAGGCUGACCGCAGCUUCUUCCAAAGAGGAGCGGGAAACUGACAUUCUUGACGACGAGUUGCCCCACAGCCAAGAAGGAAACAGCGUUGACAGCUUGGGGACAAUUUCUUCUCUAGAAGGCCAGGGAACAGCAGCUGACGUCGCCAACCAAUCACAGACUCCCGACAGUGGUUGUGAAAAGUUGGGCGAAAUGCCGGUGCACGGUGUGCGAACUCCCACUACCAUGCAAGAGAGGUCUUUGGACUCAGCAUCGCCACAGGGGGGAUACAGCAGCUACCAGAAUGGAGGGGGGAUGUACCGCUCCCAUUCCUUCGGUAACCCACCUCCCAGCAGCCCUGAAACCAAUCUCAAACGUAUGCCCAGGGCCCCCGAGAGGAGCACCAGUAGUCGGGAGGCCGUUCAGAGAGGACUCAAUGCCUGGCAUCAAUACAGCCUCCCAGAUGACCCCUUCGGCCCUCCACUGCAGUCCACCCACAGCCUGCCUCACUUCCCCACUCCAGCCUCACAGCGAGACAUAGAGCAGUCCAUUGAGGCCCUCAACAUGCUCAUGCUGGACCUGGACCCCAUUAACUCCCACAUGUCCAAGUCUCACAGCGCCCCCGCUGGAGAGAACACCCUGAAUUCAUCUCAAGUUCCUUUCUCCCAGACCCUUAUCAGACCCUCGUACCAAGCAGACUCCACCAUCCAGGGCUACAGCAACUCUGGUUCAGUGAACAACUCCUUCAACCAGCAGCUGAGAUCUCCUGGACGAGUGUCGACCGCCUCCAACCAGAGCCCAGUCAUGGAGUCUCCGGUCUACUCUCCGCAGAAGCCGAACGCUGGCUACCAACACCCAAACAUCACCCCGACACACACGCCUGAGCCCUACCUCCACCCACGCCAGUCCCCCCAGCAGUACCCCUCUGACCCCCCUUUGACUUUCAACCAGCAGGCACCAGUGAAACCUGCAAACUCGCUCCCUGGUGGCAGGAUUUCCCACUCCCCGGACCUGCAGGGCUCGUCUCCUUAUCCGGGCUACAGCGCCUCCUCUUCUCCUGUGCCAGCUCUAACGCCACAGCCCAAGGAUGCCUCGUCUUCCUCCUUGGCCAAGGAACAGGAGGCAGAGGAGGAGACGUUGAACUUAGAAGGGCUGGUGGCUCAUCGCAUCGCUGAGUACAACGCUCGUAUUCGGGGCAUCAGUGAAAGCAUGACAUCACAACAGUCUGACCGUCAUCGUUCCUAUUCCUUCUCUGGAGUGCGGUCCAGAGGAAUGACCCCAGAAGUGACUCAGGAGACCAGUCGACGUCGGACCACCAGCGAGGGUCAGUACCAGAGCGCCCACGAAAACACCUCUGACGUUCAUUCACCUGACUUCUCCAACAAUCUGGCUAUGAAUCCUGGAGGGAGACCAAGAGAGGGGCCCAUGCAUAGCUACCGGGAAGCCUUUGAGGUCAACAAGGGUGAGGGAUUUGGAAACAGCCCCACCUUUGGCAGCAGUGGCCGCUCUCCUGCUGGUUUAACCAAAACGCCUCUGUCCACACUGGGACUGAAGCCACAUCAUCAGGGAGGAUCGGAUUCUGACUCUAACGAUGGAGACCAAGAUAACCACAGUUUCGGAGACUCCAGAGCACUACCACUGAACGCUCCCCUGAUGUCCAGCAGUCCUGUUCACACCACUGAUGGAAGAAGGAUGAGGUCUUCAGAUGAGCCCCCCCACAGCCCAGCCUUCUCCCACCCACACAGAGCCCCCUCCCCUGAGGGUUCUACGGUCAACAUCAUGGGCGUCCACACCGUCCCCGGCAGCCCCAACACGCUGCACCGCACAGUAGCCACUAAUACGCCUCCGAGCCCCGCCCUCCAGAGACGAUUGGGUCAGGCCAGCCCCUCGCCCAGCAGACAACCCCUUCCUGGAUGUGUCCCUUCCAGCCCACUGAUUGGCCGUAAGGCAGCAGCCACAGGUGUGCCGCCCAGUCCGCUGAUGGGGCGACGCACCACGGCGAGUGGCCACAGCACACCUGACGAAAUAGGAGCCGCCUCCCGUCAGGGGAGCGCCCAACCUCCGUCCACUCCCGCCUUCCCUGUGUCCCCACAGCUGCCAGAGAGAAGGCACAUGUCCAGUGGAGACGCAGAGAGGGUGGACAACAACAACUUCACGACAGUCAGUGGUGGAAGCACUCCAAAUCUGUCAGGAACACACUCGAUCCCAGAACUUCCCAAGUCCAUAUACGAUGGUUGUCCAGACAUCAAGAUGAAUGUCAAGUUUGUCCAGGACACGUCCAAGUUCUGGUACAAGCCUGAGAUCUCCAGAGAACAAGCCAUCAACCUGCUGAAGGACAGGGAGCCUGGAGCCUUCAUCAUCAGAGACAGCCCCUCUUUCCGUGGUGCCUACGGUCUGGCCAUGAAGGUGGCCUGUCCUCCGCCCACUGUCCAGCAGAACAAAAAAAUGGGUGACAUGACCAAUGAGCUGGUGAGACACUUCUUGAUCGAGACCAGCCCCAAAGGUGUCCGUCUGAAGGGCUGUCCCAACGAACCCUAUUUUGGUUGUCUGUCUGCUCUGGUCUACCAACACUCCAUGACUCCACUGGCUCUGCCCUGUAAGCUGAUGAUCCCCACCAAAGACCCAAAUGAGGAGGCACUGGAACUAGCGACCCCUACUGACCCAGUGGUUGAACUGCUUAAACAAGGAGCAGUUCAGAAGGUUCCAGAAGAAGCUCACGCCUGUAACGUCCUCUACAUCAACUCUGUGGACAUGGAGUCUCUGACGGGACCUCAGGCCGUGGCCAAGGCCAUCAGUCAGACCCUGUCCACUAACCCCCUGCCUGUAGCCACCACCGUCCACUUCAAGGUGUCCCCACAGGGCAUCACCCUCACAGACAGUCACAGGAAGAUUUUCUUCCGACGACAUUACCCCAUCAACACCGUCACGUUCUGUGACAUUGAUCCCCAGGACAGGAAGUGGGGCAAAGAAGGAGGGGGCUCCGUCAGGCUUUUCGGGUUCGUCGCUAGGAAACAAGGAAGCACAACGGACAACGUCAGCCACCUGUUUGCUGAGCUGGACGUGGACCAGCCGGCCUCUGCCAUUGUCAGCUUUGUUUCCAAAAUGAUGAAACGGUGAAACGCUGAAACAAUGACGUGGUGGUGAUCAUCAUCAAAAAAAAAAAUCCUACUCCUUCUUCUUCAUCAGUGUCUUUUCCUCCAGGACGCCAUGAUGUCCUUUGUUUGGUCCCGCCACUCGUCUCCUGUCGGUUGGUUUUUCCGUCUCCCUUCUCUCUCCGUUUCUUUCUCCGAUGCUUUGUCUCCACUUUGGUCUUUUUGGGAGGAAAAGGAAAGAAAACUGAAGGAUGUGAAGAUGAGACG